Molecule: messenger RNA, 969 nt
Organism: Oncorhynchus gorbuscha (pink salmon)
Lineage: Eukaryota; Metazoa; Chordata; Actinopteri; Salmoniformes; Salmonidae
Product: vegetative cell wall protein gp1-like
Exons: 2
Coding region: 1-969 (322 amino acids)
Source: RefSeq, a predicted model, not a curated record
AUGGCAACCGUGACAGAGAGGAAGAAGCGCCCAUCCACGUAUACGGCAGCCUCCAUCAAAACUACCCAGCAGCCUCCAUCAAAACCACCCAGCAGCCUCCAUCAAAACUACCCAGCAGCCUCCAUUAAAACUAUCCAGCAGCCUCCAUCAAAACUACCCAGCAGCCUCCAUCAAAACCACCCAGCCUCCAUCAAAACUACCCAGCAGCCUCCAUCAAAAACCACCCAGCAGCCUCCAUCAAAACCACCCAGCCUCCAUCAAAAAUACCCAGCAUCCUCCUUCAAAAACCACCCAGCAGCCUCCAUCAAAACUACCCAGCAGCCUCCAUCAAAACCACCCAGCAGCCUCCAUCAAAACCACCCAGCAGCCUCCAUCAAAACCACCCAGCAGCCUCCAUCAAAACUACCCAGCAGCCUCAAUCAAAAAUACCCAGCAUCCCCCAUCAAAACCACCCAGCAGCCUCCAUCAAAACUACCCAGCAGCCUCCAUCAAAACUACCCAGCAUCCUCCAUCAAAAACCACCCAGCAGCCUCCAUCAAAACUACCCAGCAGCCUCAAUCAAAAAUACCCAGCAUCCUCCAUCAAAAACCACCCAGCAGCCUCCAUCAAAACCACCCAGCAGCCUCCAUCAAAACUACCCAGCAGCCUCCAUCAAAACUACCCAGCAGCCUCCAUCAAAACCACCCAGCAGCCUCCAUCAAACCCACCCAGCAGCCUCCAUCAAAACCACCCAGCAGCCUCCUUCAAAAACCACCCAGCAGCCUCCUUCAAAAACCACCCAGCAGCCUCAAUCAAAAAUACCCAGCAUCCCCCAUCAAAACCACCCAGCAGCCUCAUCAAAACUACCCAGCAGCCUCCAUCAAAACUACCCAGCAGCCUCCAUCAAAAACCACCCAGCAGCCUCCAUCAAAACUACCCAGCAGCCUCCAUCAGAAUUACCCAGCAGCCUCCAUCAAAACUACCCAGUAG